UCGCCUCCCUGCCCUGCAGCGCGUGAGGGGGUGUAACACUAUCUUGCACUCUGCGCUUACCUCAGCCUUUCAUUCACUGAGGAAGUUAGAUCGUCAGAGUUGGAGCGGCGCAGCACAAAACGCAAAGAUGAACAACACUGAAAUAAACAUGAGUGGCAUCAACGGAAACACUGCUACUCUUCACCUGGAUGGCAUCCCUCCAGACAGGCUCAAAGAGGUAGUGAAACACUUGGAGCCUUUCCGUCUUUCCCUGGAGAAGCUGAAGGAAGUUUCUACUCGACUCCGGAAAGACAUGAUCCGAGGUCUGGGGAAACACACGCAUCACAGAGCGGCCGUCAAGAUGCUGCCCACCUUCGUAAGAGCAACACCGGACGGGACUGAGAAAGGAGACUUCCUGGCACUAGAUUUGGGUGGAACAAACUUUCGGGUGCUUCACGUCAGAGUGAUGGAGGAGGAGCAGAAAAUGGUGAAGAUGGACAGUCAGCUCUGUGCCAUCCCUCAAGAAAUCAUGUUGGGAACCGGAGAACAGCUGUUUGAUCACAUCGCAGCCUGUCUUAGUGAGUUCCUCGACUCUCAGAACCUGAAAGGACAGACUCUUCCAAUGGGUUUCACCUUCUCUUUUCCCUGUGAACAGAAAGAAAUCGACAAGAGCAUCCUGAUCCGCUGGACUAAAGGCUUCAACUGCUCUGGGGUGGAAGGAGAGGAUGUGGUGAAGCUACUGAAAGAGGCCAUCCACAGGAGAGGGGACUAUGACAUCAGUUCAGUUGCCAUGGUGAACGACACAGUGGGUACAAUGAUGAGUUGCGGAUACCGGGAUCAGACCUGCGAGAUUGGGAUGAUCAUUGGAACGGGAACCAACGCCUGCUACAUGGAGGAGAUGAAGAACGUGAAGCGUGUGGAGGGAGAGGACGGACGGAUGUGCAUCAACACAGAGUGGGGCGGCUUCGGAGACGACGGCUCCCUUGAAGACUUCCUGACGGAGUUUGACAAGGUGGUGGACAGGACUUCAAUCAACCCCGGAGUCCACACCUUUGAGAAGAUGAUCAGUGGAAUGUAUUUGGGGGAAAUUGUUCGGCUGGUGCUGAUGAAGCUGACUGAGAAGAAGCUGCUGUUUAAAGGGGAAGUGUCUGAGGCCCUGCGUACUAAAGAGACAUUUGAGACAAAGUUCAUCUCUAUGAUUGAGGAGCCAGACAGUGGUCUGGAAAAUGCCAAAAAGAUUCUGACUGAAUUGGGUCUGACAUGGGAUUUGGUUGACGCCCGUGUAGUGCGACUUGUCUGUGAGACCAUCUCCUCACGUUCUGCUCGUCUCUGUGCCGCUGCCUUGGCAACCAUCGCCGACCGUAUUCGUGCCAACCGAGGGCUGCCUCAUCUGAAGACUACAGUGGGAGUGGAUGGGACUGUCUACAAAAAACAUCCCAAUUACAGUGACGAGCUCCAGAAAGCAGUGCACUUCCUUGCCCCCGAUUGCAAAAUCAAGUUUCUUGUCUCUGAGGACGGCAGUGGGAAAGGCGCUGCCAUGGUUACCGCUGUGGCUCAGCGGCUAGCUCUCCAGUCACGGCUGUUGGAGGAGAGCGAUGGCGAGGAAGAUGAAGAGGAAAAAGUGAGAAGCUAACUGAACACAAUUUGGGACAAUUUCAUUGUUUAACACAUAUCUGAGAACUUGUAGAAACCCUGCUGUACUUUUAUCAACUUGUGUCAUGCAAAAAGUGAUACUUCAGUAAAAAAUUGACAGGUUGAUUUAUUUUUGCUUCAAAUUUUAUGCCAAAAAUUUGGCAUAAAAGAUGCACAUUAACUAUACUAAUAAAUGUUGAUCCAAUAAUGUGUUUGGAAGAUGGAAAUCUGCGUUUGAAAUUGUUGGGCAUCUUUUGCCCACCAGGGGGCAUUGCAAUUUCUACUCUAAACGUUAAAACCUGAUGAGUUUAAGUCUUUGUUUUUGUUUUACUCUGGUUUCCUCCACUUCAAGGCUUUGGAGAUCCCCCCAAAAAACCCUUCAUAGAGAAUCCACCAAGAGCUGUAUAAAGACUAAGAAAUUAAAAGUUCUCAGACCGAUUAGUCUGUUUAGUCCAAAUUAAAGUUAUGAAUACAUGUAUACUGACUUUACAGAAUGAUUUUACUUUGAAUCACUUGGCAAAAUUUCAAUUGAGGUGAGCCUUGGUAAUCCAGUUCCAGAUAUUCCCCUCGGUGUUAAGUAAGAUGUUAAGUUAGGGUGUGACACCGUUGUAGGCUCUGGAACGAGAACAGCAUGUCAGUAAACCUAGCAUUAAGAGAACUAUGUUAUAAUGGCCUGGAGCAUCUUCCUAAGAUAGGUGUGAAAUUGACACACUGUCCCAGAUAUACCUUGUAAUCGAAAUUGAUUGAGUUUUCUUAAGUUGUGCAGCAGGAUUUAUUGUCAGCCUGCAAAUGACUGAUCGUAUUACACAAAGCAUAACUAAAACCAAACGGAUUCCUAAAUACCCAAAACCAAAACUGUCACAGAAAAUUGGGAAACUGUGAUGACUCAUUAACCUUUUUCCAACUUCAACGCAACAUAAAUCCAUAUAGAUAUACAGUAUAACAGAGUAAAGUAUGAAAAAUUGCCAUACCCAUAGUGUGCACAUUCUUUUUUUUCUCUGAAGAGUUUUUGCGGUGCUGGUGGCUUGUAUUUUUUCGACAGUAGGCAGACAGGAAGGAAAAGAUCGGCGGGACCGGGAGGCAAACCCGCGACGUCCGCGUCGAGGAGUAAGGCCUCCAAACGUGGGGCUUGCUAACCCCCUGCGCCACCACAGCACGCCCCGUGUGCACAUUCUUAAACUUAUACCUUGUUGAACCGUCUUUCAUUUGAAUUUCAGCAAUAAAUCAUCUUUAGUCAGGUCUA
This is a messenger RNA of Xiphophorus hellerii (green swordtail), 2854 nucleotides long. Its product is annotated as hexokinase-2-like. Lineage: Eukaryota; Metazoa; Chordata; Actinopteri; Cyprinodontiformes; Poeciliidae. Gene Ontology annotation, molecular function: glucokinase activity; fructokinase activity; D-glucose binding. The transcript is spliced from 11 exons. The record is from RefSeq and is a predicted model, not a curated record. Gene Ontology annotation, cellular component: cytosol; mitochondrion. Gene Ontology annotation, biological process: intracellular glucose homeostasis; glucose 6-phosphate metabolic process; glycolytic process. The coding region runs from base 128 to 1612 and encodes 494 amino acids.